AAAUAGCUGCCGUUUAUUGACGAACUGUCAAACUAAACUCGCAAAAAUGUCUAAUUUACAUUUGCUCAUUUAACUGAAACUUUACUCGCGAUUAGUCGUAAAAUUGUGUAGUUAUAUAUAUUACAGUUUUCUCAAUGUCAAAGUUCUAAAAGUGUUCACUCAUUUCUUGAGUUCUCAACAGAGCAUAAAAGUGUGAACAUCAAAAUAUUUUCUUCCAAUUGUAUAGACGAGCGCUUUUUAAUCAUAUUACUUUCUGGUAAAAGUGUAACGAUAGAGUUGAUGAUAGCGAAGGCUGUGAAAGGAGUCAUGACGAGAAACCGAUGACUUAUGUAGGAAGUGUCCUUGACGACAUUUCGUCCAACAUCUUUCUGUCUCUUACUAUUUCAAAACGUACAACCGAUCAAAAUUUGACGAGUGAAUCAAGAAGAUGUCAUCGUCAAGGCCGAGGCGACCUAGCGUAUCGAUUUGCGAUUAUCCGGAGCACCUGAAUCCGUUCAAUGACGGCACAACAAAUUCGCAAUCACAGGUAAACCAUGAGAGCAAAUCAUCGAAGGAGUUGAAGCACAAAUUUUGGACGUUCGGCAGGAGCCGAAAAAAGAGAUCGAACAGCUUCUCUAUCAAAUCUACUUGGAACGGAUUGUUUGGAAAGCGCAAAGAGCCAUGUGAAGGAGUGGAAAAGAAAUCGACGAUUACAACAGUCUCGACAACAUAUAAGAGAGAGCCUUACAACAAACCGAUAGCACCUCCGCGCUUAUCGAAAGAUCAACAGGAAUUUGACGAAGCACUGGGCACUUUGACAAGGAGGAGAAAGUAUACUUUUGACAAUACCUCGAGAUACAGCUCGAAUUUGACAGUAAAUGGAGAUUCUACUAAAAUUUAUGACGCAAAUCCCCAAGACACCACGACGUCUAUCAUGGGCGUUGAUCUCACACCAAAGCCUCCUGCCAGAAGAUUUGGACAAGUAAGUCCGAGAUUGAAGGACAACAUACCACCUUUGGAUUUCGAGGACAGACAACCCAAGGAGAAUGGUGAUGUGACCCUCCGCAACAAAUCAGAAGAGACACCAGUUCCGCCACUACGAAGAUUUGGCAACAGAUCAUCGCAGAGGUUAAAUGGAAUCACAUCGGACCUUGAAGAAGACCCGGCUAAUCGAUCCGGCGAUAUCAGUCUAAAGGAUGAGAACGAAAAUGUACCCGAGGAUUAUAUUUUCAAACGAUUUAGCCAAGAUGCCGUAAGAAAAUCGAAUUUAUCCAUUAACAGCUGUACAUCCAUCACCAGUGCGGCUAGUACAUAUGGACGCAAAAAACGAAGAGCACCACAACCACCGAAACGAAAGGAGCAAUUGGAAACUCCUUUGGAGGGUGGCUGUCGACCCGCAGAACCUACAUCAGAGAAGAGCAUAAUUGAACUCCAAAUAACCGAGCCGAUCGCCAAAGUCGCAGAGAACAUCGAAGAGGUGACGAAGAAGAGCUAUGGAGAAUCGAACGAAAAUUCACCACAGAAAGAACAAAAGCAAGUCGAAUUAUCUACUGAAAACGUGUUAUCUAACGACAGUGUCGUGAAGAACGAAACAUGUGAAAAUUCGCAAUGUGUAUCUGACAUGAAAGAGAAAGAAGAUUCUUCAGUAGAAAAAGUAACGUGUAAUCCCGAUGAAAAAUUAGGAAGAAUCACAUCUGAAGCAAAAGAUGAUAAAGAAAAAGAAUCGAAUAAAGAACAAUUAAAUAAUGCUGAGAAUUCCACCGAGAAUUUCGUGAACGUCGAAUACGAAAGAAUGUCCCAAGAAAAGAUCGAGAUUCUCAAAGAUGCCGAUUUAGAAUGUGACGAGGUCAAUCUUCGGAUUAAAGGUUCCGCGUUGUCGCGAAGCGAUAGCUUUUCUGUAAAAGAGGAGAUCGAGAAGAUCGAGAGGCAGAUCAAAGAGUUAGAGAGCAAGGAAGCAUCCAUGGAUCACGACGAUCACGACGACACGGUGACAAAUACCCGAUUGUCCAUUCAGGCGAAUCGCCGGCACUUCUUCGAAAAUAUGGUAGACGGGCCGUCCGGUCCGAUCAAGCUAGAGUUCAAGCAGUUGCCGCGCGAGCAAACGGACAUCCACGUGGUGAGAUUAACAGAUCUGCCGGUCGCGAUGCCCCGGGACCCAGUCAAGGUGAUCGAGCUGCACAUUUCUGAGCCGAUCAGACACAAACCUGAACUCUUAGACGAGGUAAAUCCUAUACCAAAACCCAGAAGACACAGCGCGCUCAGUCUAAAAGAUGAGUCCGAGACUAGGCAUUUAAAGGAUGAAGGUAGCAGCUCAGAAAAUCACGACAAAAGAGGAAAAUCUUUCUAAAAUCCUGAAAAAGCUUUACCCGCAAAUUUUUAACUUUUCAGUGAUAUUCUGAUCGUUAAAACUUUUACGUAUAUUGCAAGCGUACUUGGAUUUAACUAUAAAUUCGAUAAAAGGGAAAUUUAUGUGCUAGGAGACGAGCUAUUACUCGAAGGCUGUAUGCGUAUUCUACAUUACAUGUCCUCUUUUCGGACAUGCAACACUUUCUUAUUAGAUCGUAAUGAUUUCAUACUAAUGAAGAAUCAUACACAUCCUUCUGUGAGAAAAUUUAAAAUUUCGAUCGUGCUAGGUGAUUGUAUAAUGAUUUCUUUCGUUUGACAUCGUAACAUUUCAUAUGUAGGGCGUUAAGAACGAAGUUUUGCCUUUUGUUAAUAAUAUUAACUAGUUAUUUGUUAAUUACUGUUAAUUUAAUGUAAAUUAACAGAUAUAAGCAUAUUUUUGCAGUUUAAACAAGAAUCAUUUUUAUAUAACAAAAAUUAUUUUUGUUUAACAAUUCAAAUAUCAAGUAUCUUUCUUUACACUGAAAAAUCUAUAUUAUUCAUAUAGAAAUGUAAAUACGUAUAAGUGACAAAACUUUCUUAGCGCCUUAUGUAUUUAGGUAUAAUUUUCAUUAUUUAUUGAUACGAAAUAAAGUCUAAAUCCUAUCAUAGAAAUAUUCUGUGAUACAAUGUAUAACUCUACUUAGAAUAUUUCACGAGAUUAUAUUAAAAAAAUAUAAUCCUAUUUAGAAUUUAAUAAAAUCUGUAAAAAUGCAGAAAUAAAACAGCUUGAAAUAAAUCUAUGAAAA
This is a messenger RNA of Linepithema humile (Argentine ant), 3110 nucleotides long. Lineage: Eukaryota; Metazoa; Arthropoda; Insecta; Hymenoptera; Formicidae. The record is from RefSeq and is a predicted model, not a curated record.